GCCCGGCCGGCGGUGGCGGCGGUGCCGCCCCGGCCGCCCCUGGCACCAUGUUCGUGGGCUCGCACCACCUCCCGCACCACAUCACCAACAGCAGCAUGACGGCCGACGAGGCGCUCGGCCUGGCCAUUGUCCUUGGCAGCAGCUUCAGCAUCGUCGGUGUCGUCUUCAGCUUCAUCACCUUUAGCCUUUUCUCGGACAUGCGGAACCUCUCUGGCAUCAACCUGGUCAACUUCUUGGCCGGGCUGUUUCUCGCCCAGCUGCUGUUCGUCAUCGGAGCGGAUGGGAUCAAGACGGUGGAGAUGUGCACGGCUCUGGGGCUGGGGCUCCACUACUGCCACCUGGCGGUCUUCAUUUGGCUGGCCAUCAUGCUGUACGAUGUGUACCGCCACUGCAAGAGCAGCGUCAACCUCACCCCCAACAACAACACCAACAUCAAGUCUGACUUUCUCUGGUUCUCGCUGGUCGGCUGGGGUAUUCCACUGCUGCUGGUCGGCCUGCGGCUGGCCAGUCCGCUGGCCGGCGCCGUCCAUCGGCCGGCCACCACCGCCGGCUGCUGGUGGGGCUGGCCGACCCCGCUGCUCUACACCUAUACGGUGCCCGUCUUCAUGGCAGUGCUGGCUGGCCUCGUCUGCCUCCUGAAGGCCGCCACCGUGGUGCGCUACGCCGUUUCCAUGCAGAUCGACCGCAAGGUCAAGGAGAAGAUGCGUCGCAAGCGCUUUUUGCAGCUCCUGCUGCACGGCAAGCUGCUGCUGCUGCUGACCCUGCUGGCUGUUCUGUCAACCAUCAGCAGUGCUGUCCACUCACAGAUGGCACGCGGAGCGUACGGCGUUUUGCACUCGCUGCUGGGCUUGGUCGUAACGCUCUGCCUCACGUGCAACUGCAAGGUGCUCCGCCUGUACGCCAAGACGUGGCGGCAGGGCCGGCACGUGGUCGCCGAGUACGGCACGUCCAGCUCAGCCCGCUCCUCCAGCAUGGAGGCGCUGACGCUGGACACGCCCGAGGUGGUCUGAGCGGGGUGCCGGAAGCGGACGCGGCCUUCGAUACCGGAAGCGAAGGGUCUGCUCGCCCUAUACGUAAAACGCGUUUGGGGGGAACGGCUAUCGCAUGACCAGCUGACCAUGCGUGGGGAUGCAAUGGCGAAUCCACGAUAAAGCGCGCCCUUGGUACUUGUGCCAUGGCCGUGACGAAGACAACUUGUGGCAUGCCAUCGUGUGGUCAUCAAACCUCAAAACAGGGAGCAGGAUUAUCAAACUUCAGGACAGGGAUCGCCAAAUAUCAGGAAGGGAGAGUCAGGGGCGCACGUGGGAAUUUCAUGAAGUGUGGGGGAGGCUAAAAGCGUCUACUGAAGCCCGAGUUUAACGCAUCACUCGCAUGCGCAAUUUCUUGCGUGUCGUAAAACGAAAUGGCAUGUUUUCGACCUUUGCAUUUUACUUGUCUGCUUGGAAUAUUUAUUUGUUAAUAUCUGGUGCCGUGCAUUUUAACCAAUGACAUAAAUUUGGUUAGAGGAAGAGGCACAUACCGCGGGGCACUUGUGGGCACGUGCCAGGUAUGGGCUUCGUACCCACACGCGCCUACAUGUGGGCACCAUGUGCACACGCCCUGUGGAGAUUGUGGAAGAGGAUGCUAGCCGCAGUCUUCAAGAUGCGAGGAAUUUUUCCGGGCUUUUCACUUAAAACCUGCUGGUCGAUGUGAAAAGAUUAAAAACACAACCAGCCAAAAUUUCAUUCAACACGCUGAUCAUUCAACCGGUUCUGCAGACGUCUCUGAAGUUCUUGGGGUGUUGCUGUACCAGCGUUUUCUAGCUAGCUGCCCCGGUCGGACAAGCUCGGUAGUCCUUGCGGUUGCCUCACUUUCUCGAUAAUCUUUUGGGUUUUGCAUUAUCCGACUACGCUGAUGCCCAGUCACAUUACGAAUAAGUGACCAAAUGCCGCGCGUUUCGUCACGUUGUAGAAAAAAGGCGCGUGUUGUAGUUUGACGUUGAGGAAUUCGUUUUAUCUGUUGAAAGCGGUGAAUGGUUGGAGGUGUUACACAUGUACAUACAUCCAUACAUCCGAUUUUUGCACACACAGAACCCUCAGGAAUCGAGGCAUGCACUGCACACUGAUCUCCAGGAGAAAAGCACAACACGACAGUAAUCCUCGGAGACGAUGGCCAAACUGGGCAUGCGUUGUCCCAGCGUCCUGAUCUGGAGACAGGACAAUCAGGCCAGUCCACCCGGCAAGCCAAAUCGCUUGUCGCCCGAGGCAAUAUUCACACGGUGAUGCGCAAAGGGUCGAGGGCUAUGAGAAGGCCACAUCCACGUAUUUGGGGUUGGGGUUGGUAUGUUCCGUGUUGGAUCAGUGCUGUCGUCGUACAUAUGCAUUUUUACACCAUUUCCAAUUAUUUUGUUGCAUUGAACUUAAGAGGCUGCCGCAGGCAGCGGGCACCCCCAUCCUCUGCAAACAGCGGUAAUACAGGAUAUUUCGUUCCCUUCGUCUCAUCUGCGCACGCCGUUUGAUGAAACUUUCAUAAAAUGUAAAGCAUUGUUACUGUUCUAUUUGAGAAAGACUGCGUUUUAUGUUCAUGCGUGGGAAUGUGUACAAAAAUAUGUGUGCAAUGUGAUCCGUGUUAAACGUCAGCGCCGACAGGGAACGUGAUCUAUCGUCAGGAAAAUCACGUAUUAAUGCCGCUCAUGCGGACAGUAAUGUGUGCGUUAAGGCAUUUAUUUCUACACAUGCAUUCAUUGCCGUCUCUCAUGUGAAUGAUCCAUAAAGAUUAUAAGCGAAAGACAAAAUCAUAUCAGCAUAGUCUAAUCAAAUUGUAGAAGGCUCUGUAACGGAGUCAUGUAUAUCUAAUAUGAGCGUGUCAUGGACGGAGCGUGACCGGGCAUGUGGGCUUACUGUAUUCGCCAGACUAUUGUGUAGACUGUGUAAUAUACUUGCAAUACAAGAAAG
Pollicipes pollicipes is the source of this 2933-nucleotide messenger RNA. Its product is annotated as adhesion G protein-coupled receptor E3. NCBI's taxonomy places the organism in Eukaryota, Metazoa, Arthropoda, Thecostraca, Pollicipedomorpha, Pollicipedidae. Bases 48 to 1010 code for a protein of 320 amino acids. Gene Ontology annotation, molecular function: G protein-coupled receptor activity. Gene Ontology annotation, cellular component: membrane. Gene Ontology annotation, biological process: G protein-coupled receptor signaling pathway; cell surface receptor signaling pathway. The record is from RefSeq and is a predicted model, not a curated record. The transcript has 4 exons.